Nicrophorus vespilloides is the source of this 3219-nucleotide messenger RNA. RefSeq names its product probable cationic amino acid transporter. Gene Ontology annotation, molecular function: amino acid transmembrane transporter activity. NCBI's taxonomy places the organism in Eukaryota, Metazoa, Arthropoda, Insecta, Coleoptera, Silphidae. Gene Ontology annotation, cellular component: plasma membrane. Gene Ontology annotation, biological process: amino acid transport; transmembrane transport. The transcript has 15 exons. The record is from RefSeq and is a predicted model, not a curated record. The coding region runs from base 249 to 2741 and encodes 830 amino acids.
GCGCCCCCAUAAUGUUUCGUCCUUCCUGCACCCGAUCUAGUCCUGCCUGUGAAGCUCGAAGGAGGUCGUGUGGCGUGGUCGAUAGACGGCCGCAACCGAUGUGACUCAGUACCGAGCUGCCAGGACUCUGUGCAGGUGCCGGUGUCAGUGAUGUGUGAUCUCCUCGACACCUUCUGCUGCUUUCACCUGACGAUGUGAUUCACCUAAACAACCACAGAUCAUUUGGAUUAAAUCGACGCAUACACAAAAUGAAGCUCGGCAUGUUUACCACCGAUCGCGAAACGUUACGCCGUGAUGGCUUAGUCCUCUUCAGCAAACUAAUCCGUACGAAAAAUGUUGAUAAUCUUCAGGAACAAACACGACCUCCGCGAGAAGACGACAGGAAGAUAAAACUAACGAAAUGCUUGACUACGCUGGAUUUAACGUCGCUUGGGGUUGGAAGCUGCGUUGGAACUGGGAUGUACUUGGUGGCCGGAAUGGUGGCAAGAAGGGUGGCCGGUCCAGGUGUUAUAUUCAGUUUCAUUAUAGCAGCUGUGGCUAGCAUAUUCUCAGGCGCAUGCUACGCCGAAUUCGGUGUUCGAGUUCCUCACACGACUGGAUCUGCUUACAUGUAUUCUUACGUAACAGUGGGUGAAUUUAUUGCGUUCGUAAUAGGUUGGAACAUGAUUUUGGAGUACCUGAUUGGAACGAGUGCAUGUGCUUGCGCGUUGAGCGCAUGCUUUGAUGCACUUGCAGAUGGUGCCAUCAGCGCUACCAUUGCAAAUACAUUCGGAUCCAUUUUCGGAAGACCACCAGAUUUCUUAGCUUUUGUUAUUACUUUACUGAUGAUGCUGCUAUUGGUGGCCGGUGUUAAAAAGUCGCUGAUCUUCAAUAACGUUCUCAACGCAAUAAACUUUUCCGUUUGGAUAUUUGUGAUGUCGGCUGGCCUAUUCUACGUUAAAUAUGAUAACUGGUCUCAGCAUCAAGGUUUCCUACCAUUCGGUUGGUCCGGGGUGUUCACUGGUGCAGCAACCUGUUUCUACGCCUUUAUUGGGUUCGAUAUAAUUGCGACGACCGGCGAAGAAGCUACGAAUCCCAAGAAAUCGAUACCUCUCGCGAUUGUUUCCAGCUUGGUGAUUAUUUUGAUUGCCUACGUUACUAGUUCCAUGAUGCUCACGUUAAUAGUUCCGUAUAAUGAAGUGAGUGAAGAUUCUGCUCUGGUGAACAUGUUUGGUCAAGUAGGCGCUUACAAAUGUAAAUACAUCGUGGCUGUCGGAGCUCUUGCCGGUUUGACCGUCAGCAUGUUCGGCUCGAUGUUCCCUAUGCCUCGCAUAGUGUACGCGAUGGCUUCGGACGGUUUGAUAUUAAAGAUGUUUGCACAAGUCUGGCCCAGCACCGGAACUCCGGCACUUGCUACAUUUAUCAGCGGAUUAGCCGCGGCAACUGCGGCCCUCUUCAUCAAGCUCGAGAUAUUAGUAGAGAUGAUGUCAAUUGGAACUCUGUUAGCUUACACGUUGGUAUCCACUUGCGUCCUGAUCUUGAGAUAUCAACCGCAUUCGACUAAUCUAGUUGAACUAUUGCCUCAAAGUCUUCGAACUCCCAUCAAAGGUUCACCAUCGAAGGACAUUGUCGGACACACACCCAACGGCCAGAUGUACGGUACAAAGUUACAUCCGGAUACGUUGAAGCAAGCAUUGGACGUAACCCAAAUGCCUGCUCCUUCUCCAUCACCGCUUCCUCAACAACCCACUCAACGAGUCAUGGUUAGAAGAGUCACAAGAAGUUCUCCAGAUAGCGACGACACAUAUCCAGGUGAUGAACAGGAAGAGGAAUUUUCUAUGCGCGACGACCAAUUCUUAGUAUCAGAUAGAACCGAAAACAAAUUUUAUGGAACUUUACAUGGUGCUAGUAGUGCCACAAGUACUGGUGGAGUAGUGGGGUCAACGGUAGGACCUAGUUUAGGUUACUUAGGUCGUAGGUUACAGGCAGCAACAUAUCUAUGUCCAGCGAUCUUCCCUUGGGUUGAUACUGGACCUGCAACCGAAGAGUCUGGAAUGUUUGUGAUGAAAAUGGUAGGAAUUUUAUACGUACUAAUUAUUAUCUUCGACCUUAUCAUCGUCUGUGGCAUGCACAACAUGACCGGAGCCACUACAUUCUUCUUUUUCGUAUUUCUCAUCGCAAUUAUUGCGAUCCUCUUAAUUAUAUCGAGAAAACCGCAAAAUAGAAAUAGCGUUAUGUUUAUGACACCAGGACUACCCUUUGUGCCUGCCGUUGCCAUUACCGUCAACAUAUAUCUGAUUUUUAAACUCUCAAUUUUAACACUGAUCAGAUUUACUAUUUGGAUGAGUUUCGGGUUCAUAAUGUACUUUUACUACGGAAUAAAGAAUAGUACACUGGAGGAAGGAAAUGACGGGGAUCAUAUUGAACUGACUGUAACCGAUAUCGAGAAGCCGAAGUUUGCACAAGAGUCUCAAUUCAAUCCGACGAGCGAUCAAAAUAUUUACAGUCAAAAUCAACAGCAAACUUACGAUUGGGAUCCCAAUCAGUCAUGGGACUCGUCGAACACUUGGAACGCUGCUCCGGCUUCAACUAAUCAGCAAUAUCAAGUCGAACAACAAUACAAUGUACACACCAAUAACACUCGAUCGGUAAUUAACAAGUCGAAUCCAAGUCGUCCUCCUCCACCGGCGCCAACAAGGCAAUUAUCAAAGGAUACGAAUCUCUUCAUUAACGAGUCCGCUUUUCCCACAUGGGAUGAUUAGAAUUGUUGAACUGUUUUAUCCGAAUGUACCAUAUCGUUACGUUUAUAUAAAUAGAAACAAAAAUAACAAAGUUGACAAACUAUGAAGACUACGACGCAUCGGACUGAUUAUUAAUUAACGUUUGAUACUCUCAUAAAUAUGACGAUGCAAACAUUGUCCUGCAACUAGGAUAUUCAUGUAUACAAUUCCGUACGUGUCAAAACAGAGCCCUAUGUCAACUCAGUCAAACGCAGAGCUUCAUUAAGUACAACAUUGUCUCAUCUUUGGAGCGUUGUUUAACAUACAACAACACAAUUAAUGGCAUGGAAUGUAUGCAUGAUAUUUUCAAAAAUAAUUUUUAAAUUUAUCAAUAUUAUCAUAAUCCGCAUGUUACCUAAAGAAUUUUAAAUGAUAUCUUUUUUAUAUAAGAUUAACUUAAAACGUAUAGUAUACAUACAGUAUAAUAUAUUGUUUUUUUUUUUAUUAACCAGUUCGAUGC